UCAUUUUAUUUUUUUUUUUGAAGUUCUUAUAUUCUAUAGUACAUCGAUGGCGCGCAAAAAAAGUACAUGCUUUAUUUAUUUUUUGGAUUUGAAGAAUGUUUACUGCCGUAUUUAAUAAUGUGUUUUCUAUGUUGAUAAUAGACAAAAGUAUCACUGAAACGAACAGAAAGCAAGCACUACUAGAAGUGCUUAGGAUUAAAACCUAGAAAAAACAACAAAACGUCUGGAUAGCAGUCAGUGUUCUAUCUAAACAAACAUCUUCACAUAUUAAAACUAUUCUCUAUACACUCAUGCACAUUUAAUCAACGCAUUGCGUCUCAUCAAUCAUUGGAUUUAUCUCUACAAUUCUUUCAACAAAUUAUUCCAACGAAUAGGCAUAAUAUAAAAAGUGGAUUCCUUCUGUAUUUCCAAUGAGUGCAAACAGCAGAACCAUUACAUGUGAUUAGUAGAUGUUUUCAAAGCCCAUUGACAUGUCUAUAUAUGUCUACAUAAUAACAGUCAUCUGUAAAUCUUAUUUUACGGAUCGAUACACACAUGAACUACCAUAUACCAAACGGAUUAAAGACUGAUCAGUUCAAUUUCCAGUCAACGCUACUUCGAGUGUCAUAUGAAAAUCGAAGCGGAAUUAAUGUCGCCUAAUAAAUUCCUUACCAAUUCUUGCACUGCUCUUUCUUCCUCGGAUUGUUAGCGGCUGUUGUCGAAUUCUGGACAGGAAGUAUGAGUCGUUCAUCUUUUGGCUUAAGAAGGUCUUUUAAUAGUGGGCGGAAGUUAUCACGCGAGCACAGGAAAGACGUCCACUCGUCUCAGAAGGGCCAGGCCAGGGCUGAACAUAAUGACAUGCAUGAGAAGCGGCAACGAAGUCGCCAUGACAACAGGGACACUGACAAAGCUACCAGAAGUAUAUUCGGUGAUGUCCCACUCACUGAUACUGAGCGCAGAUAUCUCUGGGCAGCUCAAAGUGGCAACUUAACAGCCCUGGAAAUGUUGGUGGAAGAUUCUAGCACUUUUAAUCUCAGCUGUAGGGAUUACUUAGGUCGGACUGCUCUCCAGCUUGCAGUUUUAGGCGAACACUAUGACUGUAUCCAGCUUUUACUGGACAAGUCAAGACUGGACAUCAUCGAAGAAGGUCUGCUGCAUGCCAUCAAAACAGAAAAUGUCAAGAUUUGCGACAUGUUCCUGGCACAUCCGGUGUACUCCGAUCAAAGGUCAAGGAUGCAGUUAGAGUUUCAACAUGGCUUCUACGAGCAAGAAGAUAGCAGUUCCAGCUUUGCGCCCGAUAUCACACCUAUAGUGCUGGCUGCCCAGUGCAACAACUUCGACAUAGUGCACAUGCUGAUACAGAAAGGUUUUACCAUCUCCACUCCCCACAAUUACUUCUGUCUCUGUACCGAGUGUUACAACCACAAGACAUUUGACAGGGUGGUCCAUUCCAAGUCAAGACUUAAUGCAUAUCGUGGACUAGCCAGUACUGCCUACCUGGCCCUAUCUUGUGAUGACCCAAUCUAUGCAGCAUUUGAACUGAGCAGAAGUCUGCAGAAACUGGCAGAUAGGGAGAAGGAACACAAGAGUGAGUACAGAGGGCUGAGUGAGAAAUGUAAAAAUUUUGCUGUUGACCUGUUGGACCAAUGCAGAACCAACGAAGAGGUGAUGGCAGCUUUACAUGGUGGCACCAAUACUAGAAACUUGUCUCGGAUAAAAAUGGCCAUAAGAUAUGAACAGAAAAAGUUCAUUGCCAAUGCAAGCUGCCAAGAACAUCUAGCCAGCAUGUGGUAUGCUGGUGCUUCUUGGUUUCAGCAUCAAAACUUUCCUAUUAAGCUUGUUCUGGUGCCUUUAGGAAUUGUCUUUAUUCCUGUGACAGCAAUAGUUUAUGUGUUUCUACCCUAUUCUAGAAUUGGGAAAAUUUUAAAAUCACCAUUCAUGAAAUUCAUGAAUUAUAUAUGUUCCUAUACUGCAUUCUUGGUGCUGCUGUUUCUGGGAACUCAGUUGUCUUCAUUUAAAAGUGUACAUUUAUUUAAAGGCAUUGAAGGAGUUGUGAAUGGACUCAUUAUGUUUUAUGUUUUAGGUAUGUUCUGGGCUGAGUGCAAACAGUUAUGGGAGGAAGGCGUGAAAGGUUACUUCUCUCAGAUGUGGAACUACAUGGACAUCACCAUGUUGGCUUUGUAUACUGCUGGCUACUCCACCGAAGGUGUGAUCUAUACAAAAACCAAUGGAUACUUCGCUGACAAUCACCUGAUUCACAGUGAAGAUGAGUCCAUACUAAAUCCACAAAUUUUAUCUAAAGUUUUGUUUUCUGUUGCCAAUGUUAUGAGUUUUGCAAGAAUAGCGUACAUCCUUCCAGCGAGUGAGACGUUUGGGCAGUUACAGAUUUCUUAUGGGCGGAUGUUACAGGAUGUUGGCAAGUUUAUCUUCAUCUAUUUCACAGUCAUGAUCGCUUUUAUAUGUGGACUAACAAGCUUAUACAGUAUUUCCAAGAACGAGAAUUUUGCUGGUCUCUUAGAGACCACUGGGACAUUGUUCUGGGCUGCCUUUGGUAUGGGGAACUCUCAGGCACCAGCUAUUAAAGAAGAAACAAAUAGCAGUCAGGAUAAUGGUGACUCAGAGAUAACAGACAGUGAGCUGCUGAAAGUCAUUGAGGUGGUUGGCUACAUUUUGUAUGGAGUUUACAUUCUUGGUGCUGUCGUGGUACUGAUCAAUAUGUUAAUUGCUAUGAUGAGUAAUACUUUUGAAGACAUUCAGAAAAGUGAAGACUGUGAGUGGAAGUUUGCUAGAGCCAAGCUUUGGAUUUCUUUCAUAGAGCAAGGGACAACACUCCCAAUACCUUUUAAUAUCAUUCCAACACCUAAAUCUGUGGUGAGACUAUUUCGAUGGUUUCAGGAAUGUAUUUCUUGUCAAUCAUCUAGAAGUGACUCAAACAAGGAGGACAAAAAACCAAAUGAGCUAGAAUAUAAGGCAAUCAUGCAUCGUGUGGUCCUGAGAUAUAUACACAAAAUGAAGUUUGAGAAAAAAGGAGAAAGUAUCAAAGAUGAUUUACUAGACACAAGAGAAGAAGUUAUCUAUCAACUACACUCAAUGUAUGGACGACUUGCAGCCAGGCUAGAAUUAUUAGAGAAAGAUGUUUUUCUGCUGGCUAAACAUGGAUGGGAACCAGAAGUAAGUCCAAAUCAUUCCUCAUUGUAUUACUCAAGGUCUGUUCCAUCACAUCCAGGCAAUGAAGGAAUAAGAUCUAUGAUGUCAGACAACAACAAAGAUCCAUUUCUGUUCAGAAGAAGAUCUUAUUACCAUGAACGCCCUAGGGCUAGGGGACAUGAUGCCAGUAGUCGGCUAUCUCUUGAAGAAAGAAUGAGAAAAUACAGUGAAACAGAGUCCAGGGUUUGUUUUGCUCCCGAUUCAAUAGAGAACAAAGUUAACAUGAGCGAUGGGGAUAAAAGGAAUCUCAAGAACAAUAACUCUCAUUUAAGUCCAACAACCUCUAUUCACAAUAUUAAUCUAGGCAAUACUGUUACAAGCAGUAACAUGACAACUAAUUUUGAUCAAAGGUCAUGUGACUCAAGAAAAGAAUCAGUUGUCAGUAACUUGUCUCAAAAUGUCAUUGAGCCUGAGGAGUUUUGUCUGUCCCGUAGAGAUUCAUUUCGAGUUUGGCCCCAACAGGCAGAUAUAGCUUUGAACCAAAGAGUUGGAGGAAGGUCACGCGAGGACAGUUUCCGACACAAAAGUUACAGCACUAGUCCUCGGUGGAAUCAAGGGGUCAUUAAAGAAUCAUCCCUUGAAGAUCAAAUCAAUACAAGCACUGAACAGCAGGUCACACCUCUAGCAUCUGAUACCUACCAUGUCAAUAGCAAUGUUCGCAAAGACUUCUUUAGUUAUCCAAACAUUGAUGCACCCUUUGGGCCACCCUCUGGAGAAAUAUCUCAAACUCAUACUUUUGCUGAGUACCAUGAAACUAAACAGAAACGAAAAGAGGCCAUCGAGAGUCUGGUUUUGGAUGUCCAUCAAAUUCCUUUUACUAAACUUGAUGCCGAACCAGUUGUACCGGAGGAAAUGUGCAGACCAUCGAAUCCUAAUCCCUCUGCACUGCCGGCGGAUAACAAUGUGGAGUCUACUUUCCCAAUGAAAAGAACCAGAACAACUUCUGCUGGUGAUACAUGUACAACUCCAAGAAGCAUAUUGAAAAAUGACGCAGCUACUUUCAAUCCUGGACAUGAUAGUGACAAUGAAGAUCAGUAUGCAGCGAAAAUUUCGAGUGUUUCUCUAAAGCACGUCUAUCCCAGACAAGGGAAAGCACUUGGAUUUAACACAUGUAAGAGUAAUAACCCUGUUUUCCCAAAAUGUACAGAGCCAACGUUUAGCCAGUUGGAACCAAUGAAACCACCUCUAAGGGUCAUUCGAAAGCUGGGUCAUGUUAACCACGUUUAUGUCCCGGAUCGAAUGUCCAUUGAAGAUCAAUCAGAUUCAUGUGUCAUCCAACCUCAAAUUAACAUUAAGGGACAUGCCAAUGCUAUAAGCACUGAAUCACAAAUAUUUUAUACCAAAGUUCCAAUGGAAACAAAAAUAGUUUGUGACGAGAAUACUGGUCUGACUUCUGGUCAGAAUUAUUUUGCAAAAUUAAUUCCUGAAGUUAAAGAGCGACAGUCACAGGAUGAAAUGUCAAGGUUAUCAGAUACACAUUUCUUUCAGCCAGUACAAGACGGUAGUUCUACAGAUAACAAAACAAACAUUGCUACAACUUCUGAUCAAUCAGCUAAAGCUUUGGUCAGUCAGACACUCUUUGGAAAUUUUCAGAAGAAAGAACCGACUAACAAAGAAUAUGAAGCUGUUAUGCAUACAUCAGAACCUAAUUCUAAUAUGAUUAGAGAUGCUACUGAAAAGCAUGAUUCUAUACCUGCUGCCAAGCAUUCUUGCUUUGUGACUACGUCCAGAGAAAGUAACAUACCAAUCUCAGAUUCUGACUUGUCAUUUUCUGCAUCUGACUAUGCCUCAACGUCUAUCUCAAGGUACCCCUAUUAUUCAUUUAAUGCGGGUCUAGAUCUACUGCCCAGUCCAGAUUUCACACCAAUGGUCAUCCCAGCACUGGCAACAAAUCUCCAACCCUUCCCUCUUCCAACACAAGGAAAUGACAGUUUUGUUCAGAGGUGUAUGCCAAUGGGAGUGCAGGAAACUAGCAGUGUUGAUAUUGAGAAGGAAAAUACAAAGCGAAAAUCUUCUAGCGGGAAAAAAACAAGUUUGGUUUCUUUUGUCCGGGGGCGGCGCUCUGACAAAAUGAAGGGAAAAUUAGGAGAAGAGAAACCUAUUCGAAGUGUUUCACUGAAUCGUUCUAGUGGCAGCUCUAGACGUGAGCGCUUGAGAACUCUUCAGACUCAAAGAAGUAAAGAAGUUUGAUUAGAACACAAGAGACAAAUGCAUUCUUAUGGCAUUUUAUCUUUAAUGCUAAUAUUUUAUUGAUGUUAGAUAAGUUACUACAAUACACACUUUAAAUUGUUACCUGGAAAAUGUGGUCCAGAAAGCAUCCAUAUUUAUAUUUUUUUAGAUUAACAUAUUUUGCCCCACUUUUCAUUCAGUCCACUCUGAUACUUUUGACUUCCUCUUCACCAUGAUGAGCUAAGCCUAUAAAGAAUUGCCCCCCCCCUUUUUUUUUUCCCAAGCCUCCCCCUUCUCUGAGUUUUUGUUUAGGUUUUGUUUUGUUAGUUUCAGAAGUUUUAGAAGUGAAGAUUAUGGGGAUGGAACAGUUGCCAACUCAGGACCAUCAUGAUAAGCCACAAAGGGUCAGGCAGUUCAAUAGUUUACUUGUUCAAAAUGUGUGAGAGUCUUAAAGUAGUGACAUGAUUUCACUACCUAUAUAUUUGUUUGUUAUUUUGGUUUAAAUAAUUAAUUAUGUUUUGAAAUAGGAUGAAGUCAUGGGAAGGGAAGGAUUCAAACUGUGGAAGGAUGCAGCCUUUUCUUUUUGACAUUUAUUCUUAGUAUAAAUUCUCAAAUGUGGAAUGUACAAAUAUAGGAAUGUAUAAACUUUGUAUUUUUGUCUUCCUUCAGCGAUUCUUGUUCCAUCUAAUAAUGAUAUUAAAAGAAAUCUUCAAGCAAA
Biomphalaria glabrata is the source of this 6073-nucleotide messenger RNA. RefSeq lists its product as uncharacterized. Gene Ontology annotation, cellular component: membrane; cation channel complex. Gene Ontology annotation, biological process: calcium ion transmembrane transport; manganese ion transport; regulation of cytosolic calcium ion concentration. Bases 718 to 5376 code for a protein of 1552 amino acids. NCBI's taxonomy places the organism in Eukaryota, Metazoa, Mollusca, Gastropoda, Planorbidae. The transcript has 22 exons. Gene Ontology annotation, molecular function: store-operated calcium channel activity; protein binding; inositol 1,4,5 trisphosphate binding. The record is from RefSeq and is a predicted model, not a curated record.